AGUAGGCGCGUUGCGUUUGCCGACCGGUAAUGUUGUAACACAAUAGUACCAAAGUGUUUGUGUUGUGUUGUGCUCCAGUUUUCCGACUUUCGACUUUCGAGUUCCGAGUUUUUCGGGUUCAGAGAUUAGGGAGCAUUGAUCACAAUAACCACUUCAAAGAAAAAAGAUUAUGCAAAAAUCUUAAAAAUGGCACCGCAAGAAAGAACUUCCUACCCUUCAGAGGAAAACAGCCAAAACACGACGAAUAACUUAUCCAACAUAGAUUUAAGCGGCGGUUUCGUCAACAAAGCCUACGAAAAUGACAGUUCCGAUGUUGCCACACCAAAAAAUACGACCACAGAUAACGUAGAAAAGAAAAAGACCACAGACUUUGAUGAUUUGUUGCCAUAUGUAGGAGAAUUUGGAUUGUAUCAAAAGAUUUUGUUUUUACUAAUGAUACCGUUUGCGUUUUUCGUUGCAUUUGUGUAUUUUUCGCAAAUUUUUAUGACUAUUGUACCUGAAGAACAUUGGUGUUGGAUACCUGAGUUGGCGAAUAUGACUGUGGAAGAAAGACGAGCUCUAGCAAUCCCCCCUUCAAACAAUGGACCCUACUCCCACGACAGAUGCAAGAUGUACUCCACGGACUUCGCUCAAGCACUCGCUGAGGGUAGAACUACGCCUGAUGAUGAGUGGGCGGUAGUGCCGUGUCAGUUCGGAUGGGAGUAUAAUAGGAGUGAUGUGCCUUAUGAUACUAUUGCUUCGGAGUUGGACUGGGUAUGUGAAAAGGACAACUUAGCAGCUACAGCUCAGGCCAUAUUCUUCUGUGGAGCUAUAGUAGGAGGGCUGGUCUUCGGCUGGAUAGCUGACAAGUAUGGGAGAAUACCAGCUCUAGUUGGUACGAAUCUCCUGGGCUUCAUAGCAGGAGUGGGCACUUCGUUCUGCGACAGUUUCCUCACCUUCGCUCUCUGUCGGUUCUUCGUGGGCUUGGCGUUUGACAACUGUUUUACUAUGAUGUAUAUUCUUGUUCUAGAAUACGUGGGCCCAAAAUGGCGUACCUUCGUAGCGAACAUGUCGAUAGCACUAUUCUUCACGCUGGCCGCUUCCUUGCUGCCGUGGAUCGCGCUGUGGGCUGAUGAUUGGAGAAUGUUCGCGUUGGGGACCAGUCUGCCUUUCGCGUUGGCUAUUUUGACGCCUUGGAUGGUUCCUGAGAGUGCUAGAUGGUUGGUCUCUCAAGGCAAGAUAGACAAAGCUCUGACGAUCAUGAAGAAGUUUGAGAGAAUCAACAAAACCAAAAUCCCGGAGAAAGUACUCAGUGACUUCACGGAAUCAUCCCUAAAAACGAUCAAAGAAUCUGAAGCAGAAUGCAGGACUUACUCCGUACUGGACCUCUUCAAGACCCCUCGGCUCAGACGGAACGCGAUCCUUCUCAUCAUCAUCUGGAUGGCCAUAUCGCUAGUGUUCGAUGGCCACGUCAGGAACGUUGGAUCUUUGGGGCUGGAUAUCUUCUUGACGUUUACUAUUGCUUCGGCUACUGAGCUGCCGGCUGAUACUUUCUUGACGGCUGUUUUGGAUAGAUGGGGUCGUAGAUGGUUGGCGUGUGGUUCCAUGGUCAUUAGCGGUAUCUUCAGUCUUCUAGCAACCGCUGUACCUGCUGGUGGACCAUCAGCCUCUCUAGCCAUAAUGGGUCGUUUUGCCGUCAACAUAUCAUACAACAUAGGUCUACAAUACGCGGCUGAGUUACUGCCUACGGUGGUGAGGGCUCAGGGCGUCGCGUUGAUACAUAUCAUGGGAUAUGUGGCUUCCAUUGUGGCACCGUUUGUUGUUUAUUUGGCCAAUAUCUCCCAAGACCUCCCCCUUCUGAUCCUGGGCGUCCUCGGCGUGGCAGGAGGCCUGCUGUGCCUCUUCCUCCCGGAGACCAUGGACACUGAGAUGCCGCAGACCCUGCAGGAUGGAGAGAACUUCGGCAAGGACCAGAGGUUCUGGGAUAAUCCUUGUUUCCCUAGGAAAAAGCCCGAAUCAGAUGAGGAGCAUCCAGGCAAAUACACGAAGAGACCAUCAGUUUCCACCAACGAACCCCAAGAGUUUGUCAGAGCUGUUCCCAGUGCCAUAGGGUCUAGGGCCUCCAUCAGGGCCUCAAUCAGGGCCUCAACUAGGGCCUCAAACCGAAGACGCGAGGUCAACAAGGAUAGGAACAUCGUUUGAGCACUUAGACCAAUAAAGUAGCUUUACCAAAAAUCUGUACAAAAUUUUGGGCGUUUUUGAAAACGAAGACUGGGUCUGUAAGUUCGCAAGAUGGCGUUGGUGUGAUUUCUUAUGAUCUCAAAAGGAAUUGUGUAAUUUGGAAAGGUAUAUAAUUAUCUGAAACAGUUUUCUGAAUAUAUUGAAUCAGUAUUAAAAAUUGUCUAAAGGCUGUGAUUGGUUGAUUAAAGACUCAACAAAUUCAUAGAGUUAUUGACAAAGAGUAAUAGUGACAGAUGUCAGAAAAUGGCGGGAAAGUGAGCGUUUGACAGUUGUUUGACGUUUCGUUGUGAAAUUCAAGAUGGCUGGUGGCUUAAUAGUGAUAU
This is a messenger RNA of Helicoverpa armigera (cotton bollworm), 2543 nucleotides long. RefSeq names its product organic cation transporter protein. Gene Ontology annotation, cellular component: membrane. Gene Ontology annotation, biological process: transmembrane transport. Gene Ontology annotation, molecular function: transmembrane transporter activity. Bases 187 to 2181 code for a protein of 664 amino acids. The transcript has 12 exons. Lineage: Eukaryota; Metazoa; Arthropoda; Insecta; Lepidoptera; Noctuidae. The record is from RefSeq and is a predicted model, not a curated record.